Mya arenaria is the source of this 884-nucleotide messenger RNA. RefSeq lists its product as uncharacterized. The record is from RefSeq and is a predicted model, not a curated record. Bases 99 to 755 code for a protein of 218 amino acids. The transcript has 6 exons. NCBI's taxonomy places the organism in Eukaryota, Metazoa, Mollusca, Bivalvia, Myida, Myidae.
ACCAAGAAACCUAAUAGGACUACAGACAUCGAAGUGAACAUAGAUAACUAAGAUAUUAGCGAAAAAAUAUAUUUUAAAAAGCUCACUAGGACUUCAGAAUGAAGCCACAGAUUGGAACACUCAAGGACAGUGAAGGUCAAGUCUGCAACGGGGUCAAGGAGACCAAGACUGGAAGUCGAGCACUACUGGUGGUCGGCGCAUGCGUGUUCCUGGCUUUGAUGACGGCCGCCAUCUUGGGCUCGGUGUAUAUGGGGUACUCCCUUCAUCCCCGGGGCUCUACUGGAAAACAACAGACGUACACGGCGGAUUUCUACCAGGACGGUGUCCACGUUGCCAAGGAGACGUUGGUCAUCACUGAACGUGAGGAAAUGUACGCCGCAACUAACGGCACCGUUGUCAAGGACUAUGAGACAGGGUUCGCAGUAUACAAGAUGGAUCAUCUCCCAGGUUGCUACCUGACCACAUUUAACAUGAGUGACAGAGAUAACUACAGAAGCAACGGCCAACAACAGUUAUCUGUUGAGGUAACACACACCUCCAAGCAGCGCUACUCAGUGACGGACAUAAUCGUUAAUAGGGCGGUCCUGGGACCGCAGGCGGCCACCAUGUGCGCCGAAAGAGAUCUUUACAUGCUCCGACAACAAACAAAUUCCACGAACGACGGUCGGCUAGUUAAGAGAGAGAGUUCGUGGUCCGUUUCCGCCACCUUUUGUUGUUGCGGAUACUGCCUUCGGGUUACAGUUAGUAGCAACUAGCAGUAAUAAUAGUGAAAGAAGAGUUCUUUUGUGAAUUAAAAAAACAACAACAACAGAGUUUCGAAUUUGAUAACGUUCCGUAAUAUAUAUGCACGUAGUCUAUAACACGUGUUUUUUGACGCCACAUGU